This is a messenger RNA of Acytostelium subglobosum LB1, 747 nucleotides long. RefSeq lists its product as hypothetical. Gene Ontology annotation, molecular function: NAD(P)HX epimerase activity. The annotation marks the transcript as partial. The record is from RefSeq and is a predicted model, not a curated record. The transcript is spliced from 3 exons. Gene Ontology annotation, cellular component: mitochondrion. NCBI's taxonomy places the organism in Eukaryota, Evosea, Eumycetozoa, Acytosteliales, Acytosteliaceae.
AACAAAGAGACACACAAUAGAAUGAACGCAUUGAAGUACAUGGGACAAAGUGAGUCCAUUAGAAUGGAUCAAUUGCUGAUGGGCCAACAGUAUGGCUUCUCUGUUGACCAGCUUAUGGAACUUGCUGGUCUAAGUGUGGCAGCAUCCGUCCAGAAAUGUUAUGGGUCAUUGGCUAGAUCACCAAAGAGAGUACUAGCAAUAUGUGGUCCAGGAAACAAUGGAGGUGACGGACUUGUUGCCUCAAGACAUCUUGUACACUUUGGUUAUGCAGUAGAUGUACUCUAUCCAAAGAGAACAGAUAAGGACUUGUAUAAGAACUUGGUACUUCAAUGUCAACAUGUUGGUAUUAGCUUCUUGGAUAACAUGCCAGCAGAGUCUGAAUUGACAUCAAGAUAUGGAUUGGUUAUAGAUUCAAUCUUUGGUUACAGCUUCAAAGGUGAUAUUAGAGCACCAUUCGACUCGAUUAUAAAGACAUUGACGGGAUUGAACUCACAAUCAUUGCCAAUUGCCUCUGUUGACAUACCAUCGGGAUGGGAUGUUGAGCAAGGCAAUGUCAACAACACAUUCACGCCAAGUCUGCUCAUCUCUUUGGCCGCUCCCAAGAAGUGCGCCGAAAGCUUUAAAGGUACUCACUACCUUGGUGGACGAUUCCUUCCACAAUCAUUCCUCGAUGAGUUCCAACUCAACUUGCCUCAAUACCCUGGUGCAGAGCAAUGUGUAGACAUCUCUCUGCAGCCAUCCUCAUCC